Laccaria bicolor S238N-H82 is the source of this 498-nucleotide messenger RNA. RefSeq lists its product as uncharacterized. The record is from RefSeq and is a predicted model, not a curated record. Lineage: Eukaryota; Fungi; Basidiomycota; Agaricomycetes; Agaricales; Hydnangiaceae. Bases 1 to 498 code for a protein of 165 amino acids. The transcript has 3 exons.
AUGGCUGUGCGCCUGGCAUCCAACACCACAAACCCCGUUCGCUCUUAUAGUGAUGUGGCGGCAUCUCGUCCCUCCUCACCUGCCACUGAUGAUGGCACGCAAGGUGCAGCUCACCCCAUCCCUCGUUCCAAUGUGCUGCACACAAAGGAUGAGGUCAACAACUCUGUGAUUACCACGAGUGUCGAUAGGGAUGUCUCGGCUGCAACAAAGGUACACCACAACAAUGAAUCGUCGUUGAGUGACCCUAUUGAAUUCAAUACUAUUGGAAGUAAAGAUUUAACUAAGGAGCAGGGUUCUGCAGUUAAGGAAGCCAAAUUAAGGCUAACUAAAGAACAGAAACAGAAAAUCUCAAGGUGUUAUGAGAAUGCCUUGAAGAUUAUGGAACCAAAUGAAUGGCCUCCAUCACAUGGCAAGGGACUGUCAAAUCGCAAAGGCAAAGGUCCUGACCCUAAGAAUUGGGGUGCAGCUGACCUGAGUGAUUCAGAUUUGAAGCCUUAG